GCCGACCGAACGAACGACGCUAGAAAAGACGCGCGCGACAACAACAAAAACAACGACGACCACGACGAAAGAAAAAAAAACGCAGCGAAUUCGAAUGAUAGAAAAGAAGCAUAACAAAAACAAAAACCAUACGAAAGCCGAAGACAGCCGAUUCCGAGUGCAGCCGAAAUUGAGAAAUAAACGCGAACUGUUAAAAGUUAACGGUUAAACGCGAGCGUCGUCCUGCACCAGCAGCAACAACAACAAGCAGCGGCUUUUGCGAAAACAAAUCGCGCAUUUUUCAAUUCUUAAGAAGAAGAAGCGAAGGAAACUAAAGUAUAAAAAAUCUACGAAAAUGAACAACAAUCAAACGAAUAUUGCGACGGCCUUGGCCACGGCCACAGGCACGGUCCAAACGCUGGAGAGGCAUGCCAACAUUAGUUGCAGCAACUGUUGCAACACCAGCAGCAACAGCAACAGCAACUGCAACAACAGCAGCAGCAGCAGCAGCAACAACAGCAACACAAACAACGCCACAUAUUAUUAUCAGAGAAGAUUGCAACACCUGCUGCUGCUCGCUUUGCUCGUCUGCGUUGCCAGCCUCAACAGCUGUUGGCUCCAGCCGGUGCAGGCGCGACGCCACGCCCCCUUAAUGUUCGAGGAGGCCGAUACGGCGAGGCGCUCCAAUAGACCAGCAGUCACGGAAUGCCAGUUCGGCAAGGUUCUACGCGAAUUGGGCUCCACCUGGUAUGCGGAUCUGGGACCACCAUUUGGCGUCAUGUAUUGCAUCAAAUGUGAAUGCGUUUCGAUACCCAAGAAGCGUCGCAUUGUUGCACGCGUUCAGUGUCGCAAUAUCAAGAACGAAUGCCCGCCGGCUAAAUGCGAUGAUCCCAUCUCAUUGCCUGGCAAAUGCUGCAAGACCUGUCCAGGCGAUCGUAACGAUACGGAUGCUGCUUCGGAUGUGCCAGUGCCCAGCGAGGAAGAGGAGCGCAACAUGAAACAUUACGCUGCGCUGCUAACGGGUCGCACAUCGUACUUCCUGAAGGGCGAGGAAAUGAAGUCCAUGUACACGACAUACAAUCCACAGAAUAUCGUGGCCACCGCUCGUUUCCUGUUCCACAAGAAGAAUCUGUAUUAUUCAUUCUAUACAUCGACGAAAAUCGGUCGACCACGUGCCAUACAAUUCGUCGACGAUCGCGGCGAUAUACUCGAGGAGCAUCAGCUGGAGACGACCCUCAGCGGCACCCUGAGCGUCUAUCAGAAUGCCACCGGCAAGAUCUGCGGCGUCUGGCGGCGAGUCCCGCGCGACUACAAGCGCAUCCUGCGCGACGAUCGCCUUCACGUGGUGCUGCUCUGGGGCAACAAGCAUCAGGCCGAGCUGGCCCUGGCCGGCAAGAUAGCCAAGUACACGGCAUUGCAGACGGAACUGUUCAGCUCCCUGCUGGAACCGGCGGCGACCAACGGCAAAACGGAUCCCCAACUGGCCGGAGCCGGCGGCACGGCCAUUGUCUCGACGAGCAGCGGUGCGGCUAGCUCGAUGCACUUGACCUUGGUCUACAAUGGUAUCUUUGGCGUGGAGGAAUAUGCCGAUGCCGGGCUGAGUGUUCGCAUCGAGCUGCCGGAGCGCAAGGAACUGAUCCUGGACGAGGUGUCGCGUGUGCGCAAGCCAUCGGCCGAGAUCAAUGUGCUGGAGCUGUCCUCGCCCAUUUCCAUACAGAAUCUGCGCCUGAUGUCGCGCGGCAAACUUCUGCUGACCGUGGAGUCCAAGAAGUAUCCGCAGCUGAGGAUCCAGGGACACAUUGUGACGCGUGCCAGCUGCGAGAUCUUCCAGACGCUGCUGGCGCCGUCGCACGGCAACGAGCUGAGCACACGGAGCAGCGGCCUGGCCUGGGUCUAUCUGAACACGGACGGCUCGCUGGCCUAUAACAUUGAGACGGAUCACGUGAACACCCGGGAUCGUCCGAACAUUAGCCUGAUCGAGGAACAGGGCAAUCGCAAGGCCAAGCUCGAGGAUCUGACGCCCAGCUUCAAUUUCAAUCAGGCCAUCGGCAGCGUCGAAAAGCUCGGACCCAAAGUCCUGGAGUCUCUCUACGCCGGCGAGCUGGGCGUGAAUGUGGCGACGGAUCAUGAGGCGAGUCUGAUACGCGGCCGCCUCGUGCCACGGCCCGUAGCCGAUGCCCGCGACUCCGCCGAGCCCAUUCUACUCAAGGCGCACGUGGAGCAUGGCCAGAACCAGGGCCAGGGCAUGGGCAUGGCCUGGAUGGCGAUCGACAACGAAUGCAAUCUCCAUUACGAACUGACGCUGAGCGGCGUGCCGAACCAAGAGCUGCAGCUGUACCUGGAGGAGAAGCCGAUCGAGGCCAUCGGAGCGCCCGUGACCCGGAAGCUGCUCAAAGAGUUCACGGGCAACUACAUGGAGGGCUUCCAGCUGUCGAUGCCCUCCGCGGAGCUGAUCAAGCUGGAGACGAGCGUUUGCUACCUGGAGCUGCACUCGAAGGUGAAUCCGCGCCUGCUGCUGCGCGGCAAGUUGAAGUCGACCAAGGUGCCAGCGCACUGCUUUCCCAUCUACACGGACAACAAUGUGCCGGUGCCGGGCGAUCAGAAUGGCAAUCAGAUGCUGAGCACCGAGAGCAACUGCUACCAUUCGGGCCGCUUCUACAACGAGUCGGAGCAGUGGCGCAGCGCCCAGGACACCUGCCACAUGUGCGCCUGCCAGCGCGGCCAGGCCAACUGUGAGCUGAUCAAGUGCCCGGCCCUGAAGUGCAAGGCGGGCGAGCAGCUGCUGCAGCGCGAGGGCGAGUGCUGCCCCAGCUGCGUGGCCAAGCCGGCCGACUGGGCCCAGGCCCAGGGCCAGCUGAGCAGCUCGCCGGCGAUCAAUGCCAGUGAUCUGCUGCAGCAGCGCCGCGGCUGCCGACUGGGCGAGCAGUUCCAUGCCGCCGGCGCCAGCUGGCAUCCGUUUUUGCCGCCGAACGGCUUUGACACCUGCACCACCUGCAGCUGCGACGCCCAGACUCUGGAGGUGCGCUGCCCCCGCAUGGUCUGCCCGCCGCUGCAGUGCAGCGAAAAGCUGGCCUACCGCCCCGACAAGAAGGCCUGCUGCAAGGUGUGCCCGGAGGGCAAGCAGAGCAACCACGGCGCCAGCAGCAAGCACCAAGCGCCGGCCAAUCACAACGAGCUGCACGAUCAGGCCGUCCAGCGUACGGCCGCCCACAAUGCCGAGGAGGUGCUCGCCGCCGGCGGCUGCAAGGUGGUCAACAAGGUAUACGAAAACGGACAGGAAUGGCAUCCCAUCCUCAUGUCGCACGGCGAGCAGAAGUGCAUCAAGUGCCGCUGCAAGGACUCGAAGGUGAACUGCGAUCGCAAGCGCUGCUCCCGCUCCACCUGCCAGCAGACGCGCGUCUCCAGCAAGCGACGUCUCUUCGACAAGCAGACGGGCGUGGCCGAGCUGGUGGGUGGCGUUGCCCAGCCCAUUGACGAAUGCUGUUCGACGCAAUGCCGACGCUCGAGGCGACACCACAAGAGGCAGCCGCACCAUCAGCAGCGCGCCACAAGCUGAGCGAGCGAGCAAGCGAGACAGAGGAACAGAAUUACAGAAAGAGAGAGCGAGAGAGAGAGAGAGAGAGAGCGAGCAUCAUGUAAACUUGUAUUAUAGAUAGACAGAAAGAGAGGCCAA
Drosophila mojavensis is the source of this 3652-nucleotide messenger RNA. It is a transcript of the gene sog, whose product is annotated as dorsal-ventral patterning protein Sog. The transcript is spliced from 7 exons. The record is from RefSeq and is a predicted model, not a curated record. Gene Ontology annotation, molecular function: protein binding. Lineage: Eukaryota; Metazoa; Arthropoda; Insecta; Diptera; Drosophilidae. Gene Ontology annotation, biological process: multicellular organism development. The coding region runs from base 335 to 3535 and encodes 1066 amino acids.